UUUCUCUUGAUACAAAUCACUUCAUCCAGCUUUCUUGUGUAUACCCUGUUCCUGCACAUCAGCGAGCGCGUUGGCAAUUUCGCCUAGUCUUCUUUCCAUAUUUAAGACCACUUCCCAUCUUUCUUCAACUCACGAUUGAGCAUUUACCUGACAUGGCAGGGACCCAAGAAAUAGCGUCAGAGUCGGCCUCUGUGGCCUUGAGUUCUUACGACACAGCUCUGUGCUGGAUUCCCGACGAGGAGAACUGGCCAUGCCUGGACAGGCUACGCAGCUUAUACGACAAAGGUUAUGAGAAGUGGCCCCCGCAUGUCAACCUCUUAUACCCCUUUGUGGCAACAGACGCCCUGGAGCGUGCGUCCCGAGACAUACUUUCUGGCCUGACAUCAUGGCGGGAUGAUGGUGCUGCGACACCCACAGUCCAUCUCAACUCCACCGGAGUGUUUCCGCAUCGCAAUGACAAUACCGUAUUCUUGUCCGACAACGACACAGAUAGGAAGCGAGCUGUCUCGAGGCUUCGCACUGCUAUCUUGAAAUCUCUAUCCCAAAAGCCCUCGAACAAUUUCCAGAUGCACAUGACCAUCGGCCAAAGCCAGGACCUCAACUCAGACUCGCAUCAUUUUCUGGUACAGAAGGCUGGCCUGCUACCAACACAGCCAUGGCAGAUGGACAAAUUGCACAUCCUCGUACGGGAGAAGAGUCCAGCCACUGCCACAACCAAGUCCUUGAACCGGAUGACAACCUGGGGCAUUAUCGACCUCAAGGCCAUGUCCGUGGAUGUCCUUCCAAAGCCGCUUCCUUUCUACAACCACGUCAAGCUUACUUCUAAGACUGGUGAAGACGCUUCGGAGUUGCAGGCGGAGACGGACGCCUCCUCCCAGCUACCUUACUGCUUUGAUACACUUCAGCAGCGAUGGGUCAGGUACAACGCGAGCAACAAUGUCUCUAUCGAAGCUGUAGCCAUCCCAACAAGCAUCAGUAUCGCCUCUUACAAUGUUCUGGCAGAGUUCUUCUAUCCGGUCUCCUACCAGAGGUACCCUAUUUUGGUUAGAAAUAUUCUGGAGAAGGGAGCGAAAUCAGACAUCCUCGUUCUGCAGGAAGUCACGGAUGACUUUCUCACAUAUCUUCUCGGCAAUAGCAGCAUCCGCGAACACUACUCCUUUGCGUCCCACGGUCCUCCUCAGCAGGACGAUCUUGAACCGCUGCCAAGUCAUCUGAACGUUGUCAUCCUCAGUCGUUUCCGGUUCACAUGGAAACGAGUCUCAUUUCAACGGCGCCACAAGACCUCGAUCGUGGCUCAGUUUCCAGACCUGGCCGAGCAAGCGCCAGUUAGCAGAGACGGAGGCUCUGGCAAGACACCCUCUUCUCCACUGGUCCUUGCUACAGUCCACCUGACAUGUGGCUUGACCGAUGGCUCUGUCACUGCCAAGAAGCUCGAGCUACAAGCAGUCUUGAGAUAUCUGGAAGAGUCACAUCCCAACAACCCUUGGAUCUUAACCGGAGACUUCAACAUCAGCACCAGUGCGCAUGCGAUUGACAUGGCUCGGCAGAAGGGGGCAAUCUCCCCCCAGACCGUGACAUAUCUACACGACCUCGAAAGCCGCCUGUUUGAUGCCGGUCUCGUCGACUCUUGGGCCACAGCCAAGAUUCAGCGAGGCGAUGGUCGGCUGCUCUCAGGCUUGACAGGCGACCAUCAGACCAGCUAUGAAGAAGACGACGAUGCCUUUGAGGGCGAGGACGGUGCGACUUUCGAUCCCCUGACCAAUGAUCUGGCCGCCGAGAUUGUUGGCAGCGGCUUCAACAGAAGGCCACAACGGUACGAUCGAAUUCUGGUCAAGGGACAGGACACAUUCCACGUUGCUGGUUUCAACAUGUUUGGGCAAGAUCUUGGUGUUCUGGGGCCUCGGCACCCGACGAAAGCUGACCCCGAGGAGUCACUGGGAGCAAAAUCGUACGGAAGUGAUCACUGGGGCGUAAGAUGCUCAUUGAAGAUCUCGACAAGUGCGGCGGGCUCUGGUCCCAGCAGUGAGAGCAACAACAGCACUCUGGCAACUGCUAUACAGGUCAAGGAGGCUCCAGAGUCCCUCAGGGAUGUCACGGAGCUGAAGCAAUGCCUCGACCGCCACCAAGUCAUGCCUAGUGCUCAAGAAGCUGAGCUGCGGGAGAGGGCGCUCCGGCUCUUGAAGGAGAUAGUCCUGCAAGCCGACUCAAACACCACCACUGCUGCAGCCACGACCACCGCAACGUCGAGCACGCGAGGCCAGCCGUCCUUUGUGAUGGUUCCUGUCGGCUCGUACGGCCUUGGUGUCUGGACAGCUUCGUCCGACGUGGACUGUCUUUGCAUCGGUCCGGUCAGCUCACACGUCUUCUUCAGUCUUGCCGUCCAGCGGAUCCGCAAGGCGGAGCAGCAGCAGCGAUAUCAAGUCGAGAAGGACGGAGCCAUGGUCAGCAGCGUCCGGCUGGUCCGCAAGGUCCAUGCUCACUCGGGCACCAUGCUCGAGCUCGAGGUCCUGGGCAUCAAGAUGGACCUGCAGUACUGCGCAUCCGCCUUCAUCGCCGAGACGUGGCCCUACGCCACGCGCGUGGCCCCCAACGACCCGACUUUCCAGCUGUCUUCUCAGGCCCUCGCGAAGCUCAAGCCCAUGCGCGACCUGUACUACCUGCGCCGCACGAUCCCCGACUUUGCCGCGUUCCGGACUGCCUACCACCUGGUUAAGCUGUGGGCGAAGCAGCGCGGCAUCUACUCGGCCAAGUUUGGCUACCUGGGCGGCAUCCACAUCUCCAUCAUGCUCUCGAGCGUCUGCAAGAUGAUAUGCCACAACUUCAAGGGCCACACUGCGAGCAUGUCCGCCGCGACGAUCCUGACCACCUUCUUCAACUACUAUGCCGACUUCGACUGGGCCAGCCACGCCGUGUACGAUCCGUUCUUCCACACCGAGAGCGGCGGCGGUCGCGCCCUGCGCUAUGUGCGGACUGCUCGGGAGCCCCUGGCCAUUCUCGGCUGGCACGGCCCUGCUCUCAACGUCGCGGUCGCGGCAUCUGCGCCAACAGCAAAGACGAUUGCCGGGGAGUUCCGGCGUGCAGCUGCACAGCUCUCGACUCCCGGCAUGACCUGGUCCGGUUUCAUGGACGGGGCUUCCGGGCCAAACGACGUGGUCGGGGAGGCAGUGGGUGCCGCGGGUGUACCACGAGGUGGUAUCAAGGCUUCGGGCUCCGAUGAGUUCUUGGCUUCCUUCAAAAGCUAUGUCAAGAUUGAAGCUCAGUUCUGGGGCGUUUCCCUGGCCAAGGGUACGGGCUUUGUCGGAUGGCUUGAGUCGCGAUGUACGAUGCUGCUUGUUGAUAUCGACAGACGUGUGCCUGGUGUUCAUGCAAGAAUCUGGCCAGCCCGUUUUGUGGACAGAGAAACCACCUCCACCGCCGCCACCCGUGACGCCGACGGCCACAUCCAAGAUUACAAGGGCUACUACCUCGCAGGACUCGAGCCGAGCCAGAAGAACACCGCCGAGCCAGCACAAACGAUGAUGACCAAGGACGAGUCCAAGGUUGUGCUCGGGGCCCUGCAGACGGCUCUGGCCAAGUUCGAGAGCCAGAUCAGGGGUGAUGAGCGGUUCUACGACGCCAAGUCCAGCUGGAUGAGCGCGUCCGUCGUCAGCCGUCAGGAUCUGGGAGAUCUCGAGCUGGACGAUCGCGAAUGGGGUCAGUACACGAUCGGCGAUGACGAUGACGACGAGGAAGACGACGACGACGACGACGAAGAGGAGGAAGAUGACGACGAGGAUGUCGACGAUGACCUCGAAGCUCUCACCACCGCCGCAGACAAGGCCAAGUCCAGCAAGAAGAAGCGCGGCACCGGCAAGGCAGCAGCAGCAGCAACAAGCAAGCUCCCCACGCGGCCCGCGUACCAAGGCAAGUUCCGCUCCUCGGCCGACGUCAUCAACCGCCUGCGCUGGGACCCGGACCUCGACAGCAGCGAGUACAUUGUCGGCUACGAGGACCGGUUCCUCGGCGUGCGCGAGCGCGCGCUCGACGCCUGGAAGUCGGAGCAGACGGACGAGGAGUUCAUCCCCCAGCACCGUAUCUUGUACUUCAAACGUCGUGGCGCUGGCGGCAGUGACGCAAGCAUUGUAUGGCAUCGGGGCCAGCGGAAGGAUGAUAUUUUCGGGAGCGGUGUUAGUAGUCUUGGGCGUUGAUGCAUUUAAUCGUGAUAUUUCUGAGAAGUAAAUUACACCAUCAAUAAUCCUCUAUCAAUUCAUAAUUCGCAUAAUGAUGAUGCAUCAAAAAGGGAACCCAUGUCCUACCAGUUACCACGAUUGACAACUGAAGAGGUUCUGCUAAAGUUACAUUCCCAGGAUUCCGGAAUGAUCACGGGUCAAAAUAAGGGAAAGAAAAAAAAAAGCCAGAGCCACAAAUUGAUAAUGGAACAAUAACGACGGGCUUCGAGAAGCCGCGGAAAAGCCCAUUCAAGCUGCAGUUCAAAGGUUAUUCACCAUUUUGGGAAAUGUGACCGAACCAUGCA
Messenger RNA from Microdochium trichocladiopsis, 4513 nucleotides. RefSeq lists its product as uncharacterized. The record is from RefSeq and is a predicted model, not a curated record. Lineage: Eukaryota; Fungi; Ascomycota; Sordariomycetes; Xylariales; Microdochiaceae. Gene Ontology annotation, molecular function: poly(A) RNA polymerase activity; RNA binding. Gene Ontology annotation, cellular component: nucleus. The coding region runs from base 153 to 4187 and encodes 1344 amino acids. The transcript has 2 exons.